AUGGCACUGAAUUGGAUCAAUCCUGGCACAGACGAGAGAGCUGUCACGGCCGAAUUCCUACAGUCUGACGAGGCUCGGCAGCUUCGUCCAGGGCUCAGCGAACCACCGCUAUUCGAUGCGGACAGGGGACAGUUUGUUUCUAAUGGACCAAAGGCACGAAAUCUGCUCGCGGCGGAAAAGGAUUAUGAGGAUCAGGGCAAAGACAGAUGGCAUCGAAUUUGGUACGGGAUGGCCGAUAAAACUGAAUUAGUGACGCCAUGGAUCGAAAUUAUUCCAAAUGAGUAUGGUCUGGCAAUCGUAAAAGCAGGUGUCGCCGUGAUUCUGAAGCUAGCGAAGAAAUCCCUGGAAAAGCGAAAGAAGGUCUUGCAGGCUUUCGAAGAGAUCCAAAAAGCCAUGAUGUCGGCUAAUCCGCUCAAAGGCAGCUUUCGAUCGCAUCCUGGUGUGGCUGUCGCUUUGGAUGACUUACAUAAGGCAAUCGUUGACUCAGUGAAUGAUAUGCUUGUUCUCACUGCGAAGGAAGAGCAUUCCUUCUUUCAACUCCUGUCCGAGAAGACACAGGGUUUGAAAGACGCCAUAGAAAACGCACAUUAUCAAUCUAUAGAGAGUACAGAAAUGAGGACCAAAUCUAUAGAAGUUGGAACGGCUAGUGUGAUUCGUGGGGUCAGUCACCUCGACGGAAAGGUUGAUUUGCAGACGGAAGAGAUUCACCGCAUCAGCGUCGCCACACAAGAACAAAAUGCUCUGCUCAUGGGGCACGGCGAGAAGUUGGACGGUCUUAAGAUCUUAUUUGAAGCCUUGCAGAACGAGAAAGAGGUAAUCGCCGACGCCCACUUAACAAGCGCUAGGGAGGGCACACCAUCGGACUUGGGUAGUUGGUUCAUGAACAAGAUUACUGAUGUUCUGGUUGCACACAAGAAGGACAGUGAACUUCAGAAAUAUAUCAGCCGCGAAGCGCAUGCUAUCUCCGGACACAGGCGCCGCGCAGUCAUCAACGAAUUGCAGUUCUGUGAAGCCAUUGCGGAUGCUCCCUUUCACGAGGAUGAAAGACCAGAUAUUGAGGGCUUUGCCAUCCAGCCAGACAACGACUGGGGCACUGUUACCAGAUACAGUGGGGACUUUGACUCCAGGACACAAAGCCAGGUGCAGUCAAUAUUCCAGCAAGGGAGAUUUUUGGGCUGGAUGAGGAGCAAGUACCCGGAUCUUGUGCUUAUACUUGCUGACCUUCCAGCCUCGGGCACAGAAGGUAUUUCGCCCGUGUCUGUCUUUUGCGCCACACUCGUUUCAAGCCUGACCAAUAUUCGACGUGAGGAUUUGGUCCUACACUUCUUUUGUGGCCUUCAUGUCGACUCCUGUGACCCGAAUCCAGGACCGAGGGGACUUGUUCGAUCCCUCAUCAUGCAGCUUUUCGCCUAUCUUUCACGCACAGGCUGCGCUAAUCUGGAUUUUAUCUGUGAUCGAGGCUAUGAGCUUCUAUUCCAAUGCGAGCCCGGUACACAUGUCUAUUGCAUCAUAGACUCACUUACUCUGUUCGAGAGAGAUGUGUGGUUUCGGGACCUCAAAAAGGUGGCGAAGUUUCUGCAGGAAUUUGUCGAGAAUGAAGAAAUGCCUGCUGUAUUAAAGGUGAUGCUGACGAGUUCGGCGCUGUGCACCCCGGAGCUGAAGGAUCUGUUUACAGCGGGUCAUGGACACCGGGAGAGUGUUCUUUACUUGUCAGAAGACAAGUCUUUUGUGGAUGGUGACUUCGGGGAGGACGAGAUGGAGCACCACCUCGCGCAGAUGUCUCUCGCACCACGGCCCGGCGGAAAGCCGGACGCGGGUCGCAGCUACAGACAGUGUUACAAGGACUAUUACUGA
Diaporthe amygdali is the source of this 1854-nucleotide messenger RNA. RefSeq lists its product as uncharacterized. The record is from RefSeq and is a predicted model, not a curated record. The transcript is spliced from 6 exons. NCBI's taxonomy places the organism in Eukaryota, Fungi, Ascomycota, Sordariomycetes, Diaporthales, Diaporthaceae. Bases 1 to 1854 code for a protein of 617 amino acids.